Anopheles maculipalpis is the source of this 1347-nucleotide messenger RNA. RefSeq names its product lipase 3-like. NCBI's taxonomy places the organism in Eukaryota, Metazoa, Arthropoda, Insecta, Diptera, Culicidae. Gene Ontology annotation, molecular function: hydrolase activity, acting on ester bonds. The record is from RefSeq and is a predicted model, not a curated record. The transcript has 4 exons. Bases 1 to 1347 code for a protein of 448 amino acids. Gene Ontology annotation, biological process: lipid metabolic process.
AUGGCAGGGCAGUUGCGGACAACAGUUGUCCCGAGAUUGAUUGUGCUGCUGUUUGUUGUGCAUCGUCUCACAGCAUCAGCUUUUAAUGGGACACAUGAUAAGGUAGAGAUCACAACCACCGUCCCCACUACGCCGGCCACAGUCUGGAGGAGACCUCCGAUCGCGUACGACAGAGAUCUGGUGAUUGAACUCAUCGAGGCCUCAGAUUAUCCGAUCGAAAAGCAUGUCCUCACCACAUCCGAUGGGUACAUCUUGAAGCUGCACCGCAUACCGGAUCCCGUGCAGUUCGCAAGUGCCGAACAGGGCCGAACCAACGCAUCCUCCCCCGAUCCGGACGAACUUUUACGCUUCACCCCAGCGAAAACGUUCCGCGGAACGGUUCUACUCGUGCCGGGCCUCUUCUCAACUGCAGCCGAUUUCGUUGUAACGGGUCCGGACAAUGGAUUGGCGUUUGUGCUGGCCGAUGCCGGGUACGAUGUGUGGCUGGCCAAUGUGCGUGGUUCACGGUUUUCAAGGAAAAAUGUUAAAAUAAGCGUGGCGGACCCUGAGUUUUGGGAUUUCAGCUUCCACGAAAUCGGCACAAUCGAUCUGGCGGCCAUUAUCGACUACAUUCUAAGGGAAACGAAUGCAAAGAAAAUAUUCUACGUAGGCCACAACCAGGGCAUGACGGAUCUGUUCGUGCUGCUGUCCGCCAAACCACGCUACAACCGUAAGAUCCAUCACGCGGUAGGGCUAGCCUCGAUUGCAUACCUCGGCACGACGGAAAACCGUGUCGUACGGCGUGCUGCCGACCUGACGGACAAACUGUACGCCACCUUGCGUGCCCUCAACAUCCACGAGCUCAAACCAUCGCCCGAUAUUGUGCGUCUCCUCUCCGGAACCGUGUGUGCUAGCGAUAUGAACGAGCUGUGUGCGGAAAUGUUACGAGGAUUUCUCGGCACCACCGUAGAUCGAUCGCGCAAUCUGCUACCGAACAUUGUGGAUGAUCUUCUGACGAGCGUAUCGACACGGCAGCUUAUCCAUUUCGGGCAACUGAUGCAAACCAAGAAAUUUCAACAGUUUGAUUAUCGCAACUACAUGAUCAACACGCAAAAGUAUGGUCAAGCUAAGCCACCGGAGUAUAACCUAUCGCGUGUUCUGCUUCCUGUGUCGUUGUUUCAUGGAACGAAUGAUUUUAUCACAUCCAAAAAGGAUGCUCUUCGGUUGAAGGACGAGCUAAGAAAUGUGAAAAACUUCAUAGAAAUUCCCGACAUGAACCACAUCGGCUUUGUAUACUCGGACCGGCUGUACGGACUCGUCAACCGGAAGAUAAUCGACAUCUUCAAUCAACACCCAACACAAGCUUAG